AUGCACAAGUGUGUUCAUUGCCAAACAUCAAUCUCUACCCUAACUGAACCCUCGCUUGCUAACUCUAAAACCACCCGAUCGUCCCUUUGCAUGGCCUGCAAACAAGUCGCUGAUCCUUACAUCUUCAACCAACUCAAAUUCCUACAAGACCUACUACUUUUCAAACCAGAAGCUUUCCGCCACUUGGUUUUCAAUACUUCUUCCCCCACUCCCACCACUCUCUUCCUCAUUCGCCUUGCCGUCCAACUCAUCAAUACUUUCACUCUCCUCACUCAAUCCCAACUCCUACUCCCCCAUACCAACCCAAUUGUUCUGAGCCCCGAUUCUCCAACUCAAUUCCCGCCCUCGUCCUUCUCCCCCCAAUCUAACUCCACUCUUCUCCUUAAUCACCCCCAAAUUUACGCCCACUUUCUAAUUCAAACAACCGAACCCAUCUUCCUAUUCUUACUUUUUGCCAAAGUCUCUACACUACGCCGCAUCACUAAGAUUGUUAUUUUAAUCUCUACUUUUUGUUUUCUCAAACUACCUAUCUUUAUUUCUCUUUCUACCUAUCUAUUUUACGCCCAAAUGAUCAAUCUUAUCGUAUCUCUAAUGACAGCCAAAGCCCUAUCCAUUCUCCUGAAUACUCCCUACUAUAAUCUCCUCCUAGCCAUCCUGUUCCAUCGUUGUUUGGCUAAUCUACUUUUGAGUAACGAGUUUCAGAUAUAG
This is a messenger RNA of Nematocida homosporus, 708 nucleotides long. RefSeq lists its product as uncharacterized. Bases 1 to 708 code for a protein of 235 amino acids. Gene Ontology annotation, biological process: sterol metabolic process; regulation of plasma membrane sterol distribution; intracellular sterol transport. The transcript has a single exon. Gene Ontology annotation, cellular component: cortical endoplasmic reticulum; Golgi apparatus. The record is from RefSeq and is a predicted model, not a curated record. Lineage: Eukaryota; Fungi; Microsporidia.